This is a messenger RNA of Gigantopelta aegis, 4895 nucleotides long. Its product is annotated as AMP deaminase 2-like. Lineage: Eukaryota; Metazoa; Mollusca; Gastropoda; Neomphalida; Peltospiridae. Gene Ontology annotation, cellular component: cytosol. Gene Ontology annotation, biological process: AMP metabolic process; IMP salvage. The coding region runs from base 77 to 2479 and encodes 800 amino acids. The transcript has 18 exons. Gene Ontology annotation, molecular function: AMP deaminase activity. The record is from RefSeq and is a predicted model, not a curated record.
GCGAAACAGCUGAUUAGUGGCAAAACAAAUCAGAUAUAAAUAACAAUUUGUCUACGAUACAAGCUGUUAAAAAUCUAUGGAUCUUGAAAAGAAUGAAAUGAACCAUGACGAAGAUGUUAAAAAGAGAGGAGCGUCAGAUUCUCCUUCACCAGUCUUUUCUCCAACAAGAAUCAAAUUUCCCAAGCACAUCCACACACAAGUGGAUGACAAGCUGCAAGAGUUAGCGGACACGAUCUACAACCGAAGUCACUGUGGAUCGAACCGGUCUCUUCAGCGAGAUGGCUCUGCACCCUACGAGGUGCCGGAGUACCCCAUCGAAGAGAAGGAAACACGAAACUACUUCGAACGACAGUACAGUCACAAACCCCAAGAUCUUUGCCUCAAUUUCAAUGUUAAAGACACGUUGAUGUCGCCUGUCGAGCGAGAGCGACUCGUGUCCGACAGUGUAAUUCCUGAUGAUGUGGAGAAGCUGUUGGAAGAACAGUUGGACCUCAUUCCUUCCUUUCAACGAGUGUCCGUCAGUGGAGAAGACACCAGUGGGGUUCCUCUAAAAGACUUGGAAGAAGCCUCUAAAAGUCUGGUCAAGGCGCUAAUGAUUCGGGAGAAAUACAUGGCUCUGUCGCACCAGGCCUUUCCUCGGAUUACCGCCCGAUUUCUCCAGACCGUUGGGGAACGGGAAGACUUUCAUGCGAUCGUAGACCAGAAUUCAGAUAAAGGCAGAAAGAGCAUUGCAGAUCGGAUGUCCAUCCAAGAUCACCCGAUCCACCCACCGCGGCGGUCGGGCGACCCGUUCAAGGUGGAGAUGCCUGAGAAUGUGAACUGCUGCUUCAAGAUGAUCCAGGGCGUGAUGUAUGUCUACCGCAACAUGGAGGACAUGGCCCAGUCCCAGCCCAUCGAGUGGCCCUACCCCGACGCGUGCACCUACCUGGACGACCAGAACCUCAUGUAUGCCUUCAUCAGCGACGGGCCUCUGAAAUCAUUUUGCUUCCGACGUUUGUCGUUCCUCUCCUCGAAGUUCCAGCUGCACGUUCUACUGAACGAGUUGAAGGAAUCUGCUUCUCAGAAGGAAGUGCCACAUCGAGACUUCUACAACAUCAGAAAGGUCGACACACACGUCCAUGCCUCUUCAUGUAUGAACCAGAAACACCUUCUGCGGUUCAUCAAGAAAAUGAUGAGGACUAAAGGUGAUGAGAUCGUGUCCAGGACGACUGAUGGGAAAGAAAUGUCACUGGAAGAGGUGUUUAAAAGUUUGAACCUCACCACCUUUGACCUGAGUGUUGACAUGUUGGAUGUUCAUGCAGAUCGCAAUACAUUCCACCGGUUUGACAAGUUCAACGCCAAGUACAAUCCUGUGGGGCAGAGUCGACUGAGGGAAAUCUUCAUUAAAACAGACAACCAUAUUCAAGGAAAAUACUUCGCACAUGUUCUGAAGGAGGUGAUGAGUGACCUGGAGGAGAGCAAGUACCAGAAUGCUGAGUAUCGCCUCUCCAUCUAUGGCCGCAACAUCAACGAGUGGGACAAGCUGGCCAAGUGGGCCGUCACUCACAAAGUGUACUCUGACAAUGUGCGCUGGGUCAUCCAGAUCCCCAGACUAUAUGACGUGUACCACACCAACAAGCAAGUGAAGAACUUUCAGCAGAUUCUGGAGAAUGUCUUCAUUCCUCUGUUCGAGGUCACCAACGAUCCAAGGAGUCACCCUGAGCUCCAUGCUUUCCUGCAGUAUGUGACUGCAUUUGAUUCAGUGGAUGACGAAUCAAAGUCGGAACACAUCAUGUUUGACCGCGAAUCUCCGGCUCCGAACGAGUGGACGGGCGAAGAGAAUCCUCCGUACAGCUAUUACCUGUACUACAUGUACGCUAACCUCACAGUGCUGAACCAGUUCAGAAGAGAGCGUGGUUUCGAGCCAUUCGUAUUCCGACCUCAUUGUGGGGAGGCCGGCAAUGUGACACACCUGCUGGCAGGUUUCAUGUUUGCAGAGAGCAUAUCACAUGGGCUUGUCCUCAGAAAGGUGCCCGUCUUGCAGUACCUGUACUACCUGGCACAGAUUGGCAUCGCCAUGUCUCCACUGAGCAACAACUCGCUGUUCCUCAACUACCACCGAAACCCGCUUCCCGACUACUUCGCCCGCGGUCUCAAUGUCUCCGUCUCCACAGAUGACCCGCUACAGUUUCAUUUCACAAAGGAACCACUGAUGGAAGAAUACAGCAUUGCUGCCCAGGUGUGGAAAUUCAGCACAUGCGACAUGUGUGAAAUAGCACAUAACAGUGUGCUACAGAGUGGCUUCCCACACCAGAUGAAGCAGCACUGGCUUGGGCCCAACUGGACGAAGGAGGGCGUGGCCGGCAACGACGUGUCUCGUACGAACAUCCCGGACAUCCGAGUGGCAUACCGCUACGACACGCUCAUUGAGGAACUGCGGUGUAUCUGUCGCGGCUCACUGUCGUAUGACCGCAACGAACAACGCAGGCCAUCCAAGUAGGCUGCAUGAGCCACUGUCUCCAGUUAGUCACUUUUGUACCAAAACCGGUGCAUUCAGUGUUUGUGGACGGUGUGUCUUCCCAUCCUAGCUACAGCACGUGAUAUGCAGUUCAGAAUACAUACCAAAGAGGGCAGUCAUGAACCUGAACACAUUACUAACAUCUAUAUAUAGGGCUGCACAGACUGCGUGAAUGAUCAUUUUGAUUGUGUGCUGCAUGAUGGCGCGGAACAGUUGUUUGCUUGUAGUCCUACCCACAGGGAUCACUUUUUUUUCAUACAGUGGAAUUUACUACAAGUUAUUUAUUUUUGAGUCUAUUGUUUUCUAAAUUGUACACAAAAAUAGUAUUUUGUUUUUGUUAUUUCCAAAACUCUUUUAUUUUUUUUCUCACGUCAAACCAAACUGAAAUUAUUUACAUUAACCAUUUUUGUAGAAGGAUGUGAUGGAUUUUAGGUAACCUAUUUGUCAUUUGCACAAAAUUUGCACAUUGUUAAUUGAUAUUUUGCAGAGGGAAAAACAAAUUAAUGAAUAUAAAUAAUUUUAUGCAUUAAAUUAUUUAAAAAAAUUAAAUAAUGAUUUUAUUUCAUUAUAAAUCAAUAAAUUAUGUAAUGUUUGAUAUUAUUUUGAAAAUGUGUUUUGCAAAGAAAAAAGGUUAUCCAAAAAGUAAUUCAAGUAACCCAAAUUUCCAAUCUGUGCAGCCCUGCAGUUAAGAUCUAAAUUGAGUUUUAAGAAAAAUUAAUUCACACUGAUAAUUUUUCACUAAAUAUACAAUUAAAGCUGUUGAACAAAUUCUGUUAUUUUUAAAUACAUUUAGUGAAGAAUUUAUAUGUAUAAUUGCAACGAAUAUUCACAAAACUAAUAAUACAAAUCUAAUGAUUAUUAUACAACAUUCUAUUCAACCACUCUACUACAAUCCCUCACCCUUGAUGUAACUUUUUUUUUUAAUGUGGGUGGGGAUAAGCUGCUAGUUUUAGCUGCACAAAGAUUGUCAUCCAGUCAUUAGUAAGACACUGAAUAUGCUUCAAGUACAGUAGUAGCUGAUUGGUCAGAGUGGGGUGGAGUGGGGUGGAGUGGGGUGGAGUGGGGGGGUACAGUUUAGUAUGCUAGCUUUCUAACCAUGUGUGUCUUUAUAAAGUUUAAUGUGGCUUAAUUGAGACAAUAUGUCAGUAUCCUUGUUUGCAGCACAGUUGUAUUGAUUCUUUACGCUUUUUUUUUUAAUUGUACAAAGUAUAUGGCAACUGAUAUAAAUGUAAAAUGUGCCUAAUAAUAUAAUACUUACAUUUUAGUAACUGGAUUAGAACGUGUGGCUCUUAGUGUGUUUGUGUGUGUUCAGCAAACUACUUUAUAAACUAUUUAUUGUUUAAUUAUAACCGGGCUAUUAAUAUAUAGAUAUACAUAUAAUACAUAUAUAUAUAUAUAUAUAUAUAUAUAUAUAUAUAUAUAUAUGGAACACAUUUGAAAAUUAUUUUAUUCACUUUUAUUAUAAUGGGUAUAAGAUAAUUCCCAAAUGAGUUCCAUAAAUUGUGUGUGGCAUUUACGGAAAUGUGAUUAUUAAUAUCCAUCCAUGAACUGUGAUUUAUUGUAAAUGUUAGGUAUGAUUAUAAUCUGUUAACAAUCGUUGUUAAUAACAUUGAAUAAAGUCAGUUACAAAGAUGCAGAAUAAUGUCAGUUUCACAAACAAACUGCUGCAGGCUUGCAGCUGUUACAUGUGUUUACAGACUAGUGAUGUCAGAAGUGUGCCACAACUAUAUUUAGUGGAUUGUUAAGGACCAUACCAUAAAAAUAGCAUGGAGAAACAAUAUUUAUAUAACUGUUUAUUGUGAACCAUAUAUAUGUAGAUACAUGUAAUAUAUAUAUUGCAUUGACAAACAUAUUAUUAUGAAGUGGUAAGUUAUUACAUUACCUCCGUAUUAUUGCACUGGUGUAAUAAUCAUACGAGGUUAUUGUCACAUGAUCAUUGUAUAAUUAACCGUUGUGAUUAAGUCUGGUUGUUUGCAAGUUCAUAUCCCAAAUUUUAACCUGGAUGCAUGUACAGGCGCAGAUCCAGUUGGGGCACCGACGUAAAAUAAAAAUAAAAAUUUAAAAAGCCCAUUGAAACCCCUGGCACUUCCCCCAUUUGAUAAACCCCUGGAUCCAAGUGAUGUUUUUUUUUUUCUGAAAAGGAAAGAACCAUUUUUCCACUUUUCUGAGACAUUUUCUCAAGGAAAUUUGGUCAACAACAAUUUCUGUACCAUCACUGUUUUUCUUUAUACCCAAUAAAUAUAGCAUAUCUUAAUUACCAUACUUUCACUUCAUAUCCAUAUUUUGUAACUGGUGCAGUUUUUUAAAUUACAAUUUUUUUUUUUAAAUUACCCCAGCAACCUUCGAACUAAUUUUUUUAAAAAUCAUAGAGUAGAAGUUUAUUUUGUUUAAUGACACC